Molecule: messenger RNA, 921 nt
Organism: Adineta ricciae
Lineage: Eukaryota; Metazoa; Rotifera; Eurotatoria; Adinetida; Adinetidae
Source: the annotation of a GenBank genome assembly
AUGAUGACGUGUUUUGACGAUCUAACGUUUUAUGGUUUACAGAAACGUCUUGAUAGUGCAAUUCAACACUAUCCUGCAUGUAUCCGUCUGUCAGUAUUAAAUAUUCCUGAAACGAUUCGAUUACAAUGUAAAUCUCUGAUCUUAUCUACUGCAGAUGUACAGUCAUUUCAAAUACGAUGUUCUAAUUUGAAUUUCGAGAAACUUCGAGCUGUUAAAUUCGAAAAAAUAAAUCUUCAUACAUUAUAUUCAUUCAUUGAUAAAUUACCAAUGCAACAACUCGAAUCAAUUGUUGUCGGACGAUUCACUUGGUAUUAUUAUCCGCAAGACUUCUAUAAUCAAGUCUGGUCUACUUUCAUGGAUUCGACUAGUGAUGUACAUCUACGUCAUCUGCAUCUACCAUAUCAUAUACGUUAUUGGGAUGCUAAAAAACUUUCAUUCGAUCUUUUAUCAUUAGAGUGCGCUACACUUGAGUAUAUAUCAGCUACACAAAUGGUAUCAUUUAUAACUCGCACACCUAAUCUUCGUCAAUUUAAAGCUUGUAUUACUGCACCACAUCGAGAUCUUUCUCGAUCGAGUAUUUCACUUCUUAAACUUCAACAUUUAACGUUGAAUCUCCAAGAUGAUUGGUCACUAGAACAAAUCCAGCAAUUAUUAGCCACAUGUCCGCAUUUAAUAUAUUUGAAUCUCAAGUUAGACGUACGAAACGAUAUGAGAAUCAUGUUCGAGCCAUCAACGUGGCAAAAAUUGAUUGAAGAUAAGUUACUCCACUUAGUCUUUUUAAGAAUUAACUUAGGCUGUAUCGUAUCAGACUCAGACGAAAAUGAUUAUCAAACACCAUUCAGUCAGGAAACAUAUUGGUGUCAACGACAACCUCAUUUUCAUGUUCAAAUUCGCAAAAUUCAGCGUAAUCCUCUCAAGUAG